CUCAAUUUCGAUUUAUUUUUUGUCGUUGCAAUUGUAGUCCAUUUGAUGUACCUAAAAUUGGUUUAUUGUUUUAGUUCAAAACUCCACUACAGUGACAACACAUUGACCGCAGUUUACAGCAGACUAUAGCUGACCGCUUUUGCUUAGCAGAAUGAACCAAAUUCAUGCACUUACGUCUCGCAAAAUCGGCAGGGAUGGUUUUGAAAUAAAAGUUCGAUUUAAUACUAACGGAUUUAUGAGUACCCAUGGUAGACAUAUGUCCGAGAUCUGUAACGCGUUAUUAGUCGAUAGUAUACUGACGAGAUUGGACAAUAGCAGAACGGAUAAUAUCGAAACUGUUACGAUUGAAGAAAUUCGAGCGGAUUUGUUUGAACUAGUGAUACGGAUGAAUACUACUGCAUUUCGAAACGGACCCAAAAAUCGUAUAUUCCAGUUCAGUGCCGACGCAUUAGGCCUUACUUUACAACAUUUGGCCCUAAUUAACGGUCGUCCAGGCGAAAGUUUGGAAGAAAUGCGUCAAAGAAUUUUUGGGCGAAGCUCUCGAAGUGGAUAAGGACAGCAAAUAAUCUCC
Molecule: messenger RNA, 571 nt
Organism: Adelges cooleyi (spruce gall adelgid)
Lineage: Eukaryota; Metazoa; Arthropoda; Insecta; Hemiptera; Adelgidae
Exons: 4
Coding region: 152-553 (133 amino acids)
Source: RefSeq, a predicted model, not a curated record